Molecule: messenger RNA, 1859 nt
Organism: Rhineura floridana
Lineage: Eukaryota; Metazoa; Chordata; Lepidosauria; Squamata; Rhineuridae
Exons: 3
Coding region: 262-903 (213 amino acids)
Source: RefSeq, a predicted model, not a curated record
UCCUUCCCCCAGCCCUUACCCCCUUCCAAAUGACAUCACCAGUCCCAGCCUGUCUGUGGACCUAGGGGUGUUGAUUUAUGGCCCCGACCUUCCCCUGACCUCCCUCCCCUCACCCAACUCUCCCCCUCCCCAAGGACUCACUGUAGCUAUGGCAACCAGUAGACCAUGGAUUUGAACCAAUAAGGAGAGGGGGCGGUCAGAGCAGGCAAUUUUGCAUGCUCGGGCAUGUUCUGAGCCUUGAACAUAUUCUGAGUUUUGAACAUGGAAGCAGCCAGCACUCCUAAGAGUCCUGAGGAAUUAACCAAGCAGCCAACUGUAGACAUGGAAGCAGCCAGCACUUCUAAGAGUCCUGAGGAAUUAACCAAACAGCCAUCGGUAGAGGUCCCUAACCCUCAAAAGUGCUAUAUUAGCACGAGUUCUGAUGAAGGUAAUGGUUUUCCACAUGCUAAAUUGCUAAAAGAGGAAGCGAUUGAGGUCAACAAAAGAUGGAUCAGCAAGUUGGAGACGAUUGCCUCUGAUAAUGCUGUAAUGCCGGGACCUUCAACAACUGAAAACUCUGCUGAAGUUUAUCCACAGCCACCACCACCAACAGCUCUGUGGAAAAUGGCAACAAUAGGAAGCAUUCAAAUGCAGGAUUCUGCAGAUCUGACAUCAAAUCAACCCAGCCACCUCAUCCUUAGAAGUAUUGUGGGCAUUCAAGCGGAUGAAACGGACAAUAUUUUACCAAGAAAACGUAGGGGAGCAAUGAAAGGGAUUGUUAGGGCAACUGUUUAUGCCAUUUUAAAGCACUGUUUAAGGCAACACAUGCGGGAGGCUUGUCUCAACUGUGUCAUUGAUGCCCCGGGACAAACAUCCCAUGAGUGUCUUUUCUGGACACAAAGUGACCUCUCUAAGAAGUUAUGAUUUAUCUGUAAAAAAAUCUGUUUUAAAAAUGUCCUCCAUGUUGUUAUCUUAACAGCCUACAGCUUGAAUUGUCUUGUUCUAACACAAGAAACUGUUAAUGAGGUUUUAAAUCUUGUCACUGAUGUAUCUAGAUCCCAGGACUCUGUUAAAAUUGUUGAUCAGAUCCUGAAGAGCACUGAUCAGUCAUUUUUAAAACAUGUUGAAAGUGUCAUCAGCAACAGGGGUUAUAGAAGUUUUUUCACCUCUCAUUUUUAGAGGACAAAAUCUGUCCUCUAAAAUUGAGAAUGCAUGCUCCAUGUUGUUAUCUUAACAGUUUGAAUAGUCUUGUUCUAACCGUAAGACUAUGAAUGUUAAAGUUGUUGAAUAAUAACGUUUAUAUUAUGAAAACUUAGUGUGUGUAAAAUCUGUUGAAAACCAUGAAUUGAUACCUACCGGUAAUCCUAAAACAGCCUUCCUUUGUUCAUUACUUUAAACAGAAACAAUAAAAUACAUAGAUUCCCAGCAAUGCCCCAUGCCCCAGUCCCUCAGCAUGCUUUGAUUAAAACCAUGCCUAUAGAAAUGUUAGAAUUUCCAAGCCCCAAAACAAUCUAGAGGAUCUAACCCCCCCAACCCACUGAAUAAAAAAGGUUAUAUUGAAAACAGGUUGAGAUGUCAAUAAAGCUCUAAUGAACUAGGCUGUUAGUCACUUCACUGCCAAAAGAAAAUAAACAUUUUGUUUAAAGCCAUGCAGUCAUAACCUAACUAAAAAUAUAUAGAUGCAACAUACCAGCUUGACCUUGUUAAUGCACUUAUCCUGAGUGGAAAGUUAGAAAUUCCAAAAGCAUCCUAGAAAGCAGAAAGAUUUCCAUGCCAGCUCUGUAAAAGUUUUGGGAACAAAAAAAGUCUCCAUAAGAACAUAAGAAGAGCCUGCUGGAUCAGGCCAGUGGCCCAUCUAGUCCAGCAUCCUGUUCUCACAG